Funneliformis caledonium is the source of this 2388-nucleotide messenger RNA. The record is from the annotation of a GenBank genome assembly. Lineage: Eukaryota; Fungi; Glomeromycota; Glomeromycetes; Glomerales; Glomeraceae.
AUGUCUCAAGGUGGGUAUCCUCCUCCAGAUCGACGACAGUAUAGCGGUUACCCUCCAAGUUCAGAGCCAACACAGCAAGGUUACCCUCAAUUUCCGGGCCAAGAACAACAACCACAGCAAGGUUAUCCACCGACAUUACCAACCGCGUCUUUUUUAAACACUGACCCAUCUGCACAACCUUUGUUACCUUCAACUUCUACUAGUGGUGGUUCGGUUUCGUUUGCACCAGACCCAGAACAACUUUCAAAACAUUAUGGUCAAGCUCCUGUCCGUCAACCACGUCGUUACAAAACGACCAAACGUGUUGAACUUUUCCAAGGAAAUUUAGUUUUAGAUUGUCCUGUACCCACAAAGCUUUUACAAAUUGUUCCUAGAAAGGAUGAUAGAGAAUUCACUCAUAUGAGGUAUACUGGUUGUACUUCCGACCCUGACAGCUUUAAGAAGGAUCGAUAUACGCUUCGUCAACAACUUUAUGAUCCUCCUAGACCAACCGAGCUGUUCAUUGUACUUACUAUGUAUAACGAAGAUGAAGUUCUUUUUGCCCGUACUUUUCAUGGUGUUGUAAAAAACAUAGGUCAUCUUUGUUCUCGUGAUCGAUCCCGUGUUUGGGGUAAAGAUGGGUGGAAAAAAGUUGUAGUAUGUAUAGUAUCUGAUGGACGAAAAAAGAUUAAUCAACGUACUUUGUCUUAUUUGGCUGCUAUUGGUGUCUAUCAAGAUGGUGUAGCCAAAAACAAAGUUAACGAAAGAGAUGUUACUGCUCACAUUUUUGAAUACACCACCCAAAUUUCAAUUGAUCCUGAUAUGAAAUUCGUGGGUGCUGAUAAGGGUAUUGUCCCUGUUCAAGUUCUCUUUUGUCUAAAGGAAAAAAACGCGAAAAAGAUUAAUUCCCAUCGCUGGUUCUUUAACUCUUUUGGUCACAUACUUAAUCCAAAUGUUUGUGUCCUCCUUGAUGUUGGUACCAGACCUGGUGGCACCUCUAUUUAUCAUUUGUGGAAGGCUUUCGAUAUCAAUUCAAAUGUUGCAGGUGCUUGUGGUGAAAUUGUUGCUAUGAAGGGUAAAGGUGGUGUGAAUUUGUUAAAUCCCAUGGUAGCAUCUCAAAAUUUUGAAUACAAAAUGUCAAAUAUCUUGGAUAAACCCCUUGAAUCUGUCUUUGGAUAUAUCACUGUGCUACCAGGUGCCUUCUCAGCUUAUCGUUUCAUUGCUCUACAGAAUGAUCAAAACGGAAAUGGUCCAUUAGCUUCUUAUUUUAUGGGUGAGGCUCAACAUGGUGGUGAUGCUGAUAUUUUCACCGCCAAUAUGUAUCUCGCCGAGGAUCGUAUUCUUUGUUUUGAAUUAGUAGCGAAGCGUAAUUGUUCUUGGGUUUUGCAUUAUGUGAAAUCUGCUUAUGCUGAAACCGAUGUACCAGACACUGUUCCUGAAUUGAUUUCACAAAGACGACGUUGGUUGAAUGGAUCCUUCUUCGCCGGUGUUUAUGCUAUUUGUCAUACUUUUGCCAUUUGGAGAAGUGACCAUUCCGCCAUUCGUAAAGUCUUAUUACACGUUGAAAUGUUUUACCAAGCUUACAAUUUAUUAUUUUCUUGGUUCGCUUUGGGUAAUUUCUAUUUAACUUUUUAUAUUUUGGGUAAUUCUCUCUCACAAGAAGAUGUUGUUGAAGUUUAUUCUUGCUAUGGGUCAAAAUGGGCAUAUAUAUUUUCAAUAGCAUUCUUUGCGGGUCUUAUGAUUUAUAUGUUGUUUGCGGCUUUUUGGCUCACUUAUAAAGGAGUUUCGAUUCAGAUGGGAAUUCUUGAAAAUGAGAAUCAAAUUACCGGAAAUAAUGUUAACACAGCUAGUGCUAUAAUUAACGAUUCAACUUUCCGGAACAUUAUUCUUUCCGUUAUUUCAACUUACGGGUUAUAUUUUACAGCCAGUUUUUUAUUCUUUGAACCUUGGCAUAUGUUUUCAAGUUUUAUACAAUAUUUGUUAUUGGUUCCAUUCUAUAUUAAUAUUUUGAACGUUUACGCAUUUUGUAAUGUACACGAUGUCAGCUGGGGAACUAAAGGUGACACGUCAGUAAAACAAGAUUUGGAUAUUAACUCCGCAUAUGAGGAAGCAUGUGGCGAAUUAUCGCGUCGCCCGGAAGAAGUAGUUCAGCAUCGUUCAAAAUCCGAAAAACAAGAUGAUUAUUACAAGGCUUUCCGUACACAAGUCGUUUUAUUCUGGAUUCUUUCCAAUGCCGCGUUAGUUGCUGGUAUAACGAAUGCUAGUAAUUCAAUAAAUACAAUCUUUGCAAAACAACACGAACGUAGCAAUAUUUAUAUGGCAUUUGUACUUUGGUCUGUUGCUGGGUUAGCUGCUUUUAGAUUUGUGGGUAGUUGUACAUAUUUAUUGUUUAGAUUGUUUACUGGUUAG